Messenger RNA from Rhinocladiella mackenziei CBS 650.93, 855 nucleotides. RefSeq lists its product as uncharacterized. The record is from RefSeq and is a predicted model, not a curated record. Bases 1 to 855 code for a protein of 284 amino acids. The transcript has 3 exons. Lineage: Eukaryota; Fungi; Ascomycota; Eurotiomycetes; Chaetothyriales; Herpotrichiellaceae.
AUGUCGAGCUAUAUACCCCAGCUGACUACGAACGAGAUCAAAGCGUACCCUCUGGCUUGCGAGUUAGAGUACCUCACACAGCAGGCUGUCGCUCACUGUGAUGCCGACGAUGGCGUGGUCGACGGUAUUAUCUCCAAUAUCGCGUCUUGCGACUUCGAUCCUUUUACACAGGUCGAUUCAAGUUUUCUAUGUUUCUCGACCGGAGACAAUAAGACUCUCACUGGCUAUUUCAACAGUCAUGGAGACCAUAUAUGGCCUGGAUGGAACUACGGUGCCAAUAUCACAGCCUUGGGCUACGCCCCGAACGAAACGAACGAGGCUGCGAAUGCUCAACGAACCCCUAACUGGUUGGUCCAGUACUAUCUUGAACGGAACGCAGACUUUGACAGCGCGACCAUCACGCAUGAGGGUUUUGAUAGCCAUUGGAAGCGGUUCAUCACAAUCUACGACGACACCAUCGGCACUAGUGACCCUGACCUGAGCGAUUUCAAAGCUACUGGCGGCAAGAUGAUUACUUGGCAUGGAACCGCCGACGAAGAUAUCCAGACAAAAUCCACCGAACGCUACUACCAAGAAGUCACCAAGCUAUUCCCAGAUGUUCAAGACUUUUACCGCUACUUUGAAUCGCCUGGGUCGGGACAUUGUGGGUACACUGGUAUCGGGGGGCAGCUGACGACGGUCUUCGACGCGCUGCGCGCGUGGGUCGAAAACGGCACGGCUCCUGAUGUUCUGCCCGUGCGAUUUAACGGGACCACAGGCGUCGUGCAGCACCGCAACCUGUGCCUAUAUCCUUUGAAUCAGGUGUACAAGGGGUCGGGUGAUCUGUCCAGCCCAGACAGCUUCCAUUGCGUGUGA